GGCGUUUAUCAGGGGCUGAGUGAGUGAGAGUAAACCGUUUAUAUGUUGUUUCAAAACUACCUUUCUUUAAUGUUGUUACACUUGGAGAAUUCAGUUAAUACUACUGUAAUACAGAGAAGUUCUGGCGCUCAGGGUCUGAGGAACUAGAUGAAUUUAUCUUGUGUUGUAAUUCCUUUAAAGAGAUUACGUUUUAGACCUUCGUUAUCUACGUAAACGAAGAGCAAUGUUGUGGUUGAGGAUUCUUAAGCCUAAACUUGGGAUGGUGAGUUUUGGUUCUUCGUCAUUAUCGUCUCACUAGGGGGCUUCCUGUCCAGUAGGAGAGGUUUCCACCCUUCUUACCCCUAACAUGGAACUGGUUUUGACUCAUUUCAGUAAUAACGAGGCCUUAUUUCAUCCUGAAGAGAGUUACAUCCUUAGUUAGGUGUAAAUAUCAUGCGCUUCAAACUGACACUCAUACAGAGUGUCUUCAAUAAAGACGUUGUUAAGUUUCUGAAAUUAUUCAAUCUCAUAUCAGUUGUUGUUAGUUAACUAAAUUUCAAUUAACUGUAUUGGCUAAGGAAAUAGUAUACCUUAGCAUCAUGGGAAACGAGUUAAGUCAAGGAGAAGGAGGGGGUCAAGCUGGUCAGAUUAUUGCUGGACCACCCAAAGAACAAAGGCGUAUGGAAAAGGAGUUUGGUGCAAUGGGAGGACAAUAUACACUCCCCACUCAAGCAAACAGAACUGGCUCGUCGGAGACUAUACCUAACCAAGUAAAAAUGACGAGAACAUUUGCGGUUGCGACCUCGUCCAUACCGGAAGUUGACCUUAGUGACCUUUCUAAAGAGGAACAAGCUAAAAUAUUGUCGGUGAUGGCGAAGGCAGAACACAUGAAGAAUGAUUUAGAAACACACAUCCAGAAAGUCCAGCACCCUCGACAAGAAACAGUUCCUUCGACUAGCUUAGCGCCACCUCACUGUCACCAGCAGAAGCAACACCUGUGUCCGCAGUGUCACGUGACUGUACUGACAGCUGAAACUAAAUCCAGGUGUUCGGACUGCAAAAGAGCCGCCUGUCGGAAGUGUGGAACAUCAUUAGCAGAAGGAGAUGGAAGAAGGUUUCUGACGCUUUUACUGCAAAUCAGACAUUAUAAAGCUUUUGAUCGAAUCAGCACUAAGGAAACAAACCUAGCAACUGUUGACCGAAAACUGUAUUAA
Limulus polyphemus (Atlantic horseshoe crab) is the source of this 1193-nucleotide messenger RNA. RefSeq lists its product as uncharacterized. The transcript is spliced from 3 exons. The record is from RefSeq and is a predicted model, not a curated record. Bases 579 to 1193 code for a protein of 204 amino acids. NCBI's taxonomy places the organism in Eukaryota, Metazoa, Arthropoda, Merostomata, Xiphosura, Limulidae.